Eupeodes corollae is the source of this 1462-nucleotide messenger RNA. It is a transcript of the gene Rpn10, whose product is annotated as 26S proteasome non-ATPase regulatory subunit 4. The record is from RefSeq and is a predicted model, not a curated record. Gene Ontology annotation, cellular component: nucleus; proteasome regulatory particle, base subcomplex; cytosol. Gene Ontology annotation, molecular function: polyubiquitin modification-dependent protein binding. The transcript has 7 exons. Lineage: Eukaryota; Metazoa; Arthropoda; Insecta; Diptera; Syrphidae. Bases 101 to 1276 code for a protein of 391 amino acids. Gene Ontology annotation, biological process: proteasome-mediated ubiquitin-dependent protein catabolic process.
UUCAUGUCGGUCGCCAUGAAUCAAAAUCAAACGUCAGAAAACUCGGAAUAAAAAGUCUGCAGCAGUGUAAAACAGAGUGACAUAGCUAAAAAAUACAAAAAUGGUUUUGGAAAGUACAAUGAUCUGUUUUGAUAACAGUGAUUACCAAAGAAAUGGUGAUUACUUUCCAACGCGUCUCAAUGUCCAAAAAGAUGGAAUUAAUUUAGUUUGUUUGACCAAAGUGCGUUCGAAUCCAGAAAACAAUGUCGGACUGAUGACAUACUCAAACACCGUAGAAGUUCUAGCAACUCUAACAAGCGAUGUGGGUCGUAUAUUCUCCAAAAUGCAUCUCAUCCAACCCAAGGGGGAAAUUAAUCUCUUAACCGGAAUUCGCAUUGCUCAUUUGGUUCUCAAACAUCGUCAAGGUAAAAACCAUAAAAUGCGAAUUGUUGUUUUUGUUGGUUCCCCCAUCAACAACGAGGAGGGAGAACUCGUGAAAUUGGCCAAACGCUUGAAAAAGGAAAAAGUCAAUGUAGACAUUGUUAGUUUCGGGGAUCAUGGUGAUAACAACGAGCUCUUGACUACAUUCGUUAAUGCUCUAAAUGGCAAAGAUGGUACCUCAUCUCACUUGGUCAGUGUACCCCGGGGAUCUGUGCUCUCAGAUGCCCUCCUUUCGUCGCCCAUUAUCCAAGGCGAAGACGGUUUGGGUGGAGCUGGAUUGGGAGGCGCUGGCUUUGAGUUCGGUGUUGAUCCCAAUGAAGAUCCAGAAUUGGCUCUGGCCUUGCGUGUGUCCAUGGAGGAACAACGUCAACGCCAGGAAGACGAACAACGACGUGCAAUUGCUGAUUCUAAUGUGGCUGGAACUAACGAAAAUGAACCCGCUGAAACUACUGCCAUCGUUGCUGCUACUGAAACUAUCGAAGAGCCAAGCAAUGAAGAGGCAAUGUUGCAGCGUGCUUUGGCUUUAUGCACUGAAGGGCCUGAAGAUAAUAUGCCAGACUUUGCAAACAUGACCGAGGAAGAGCAAAUCGCUUUUGCAAUGCAAAUGUCGAUGCAAGAUGCCGAUGAAACAGUUACACAACAAGCUAAACGUCCAAAAACUGACGAAGCAGCACCUAUGGAAGUUGAUGAAGAUUAUUCCGAAGUUAUUGGAGAUCCAGCAUUUUUGCAGAGCGUUUUAGAAAAUCUGCCCGGAGUAGAUCCUCAAUCUGAAGCAAUUCGUGAUGCUGUCGGUUCUCUCAACAAGGACAAAGAUAAGAAGAGCGGUGGUGAUUCUGAUAAAACAAAGAAGAAGUAAAAUGUCUUAAAUUUAAUGAAGCCCACAUUUAAAAAAGAAACUACAGAAAAAGGAGGAGUAUACUCCUACUUAUGGAUAAAUUCUUCAUAAAAAUUCAUUUGCGUUAUACGCUCAUUUACAAAAAAUAAUUAUAAUAAACUAAAUGAUAACACAAUACUUUUCAAUAAAUUACAUUUAAAAAAACAA